UCAUUGGUUUCCGGUCUAGGCAGGAAGUGACGAGUAUCCUUCCCUUCCCGCCUCCAUCAUUGUGUGUGUCCGCAGUGAGGAGAGCCGGAGGAGGAGGAAAGACGGUGAGCGCCAUCUAAGCGUACAAAAUGGCGGACAGCGAUGAUGAAUACGACCGUCGCCGCAGAGACAAGUUCAGGAGGGAGAGGAGCGACUACGAUCGUUCCAGAGAGCGUGACGAGAGGAGGAGAGGAGACGACUGGAGUGACAGAGAAUGGGACCGAGGACGGGAGAGGAGGAGCAGAGAGUACCGUGAUUAUGACAGAAGCAGACGGGAGAGGUUCUCUCCUCCGCGCCAUGACAUGAGCCCCCCUCAGAAGCGUAUGAGAAGAGAUUGGGAUGAUCACAGCUCUGACCCUUAUCACAGCGGCUACGACAUGCCAUAUUCCGGCACUUCCGGAGGUCCAGCCUACGGUCCGCCUCAGCCAUGGGGGCAUCCCGACAUGCACGUCAUGCAGCAUCCUGGUAUCCCCAUACAGGCCAGACUGGGGAACCUCCACGAUGUAGACUUGGGGACGCCGACGCCUGUGAUGAAAACCUUCAAAGAGUUCCUGUUGUCCUUGGAGGACACGGUGGACGAGACGGAAGCCGUCAGACGCUACAACGAGUACAAAUUGGAGUUCAGGCGCCAACAGAUGCAGGACUUCUUCCUGGCACAUAAAGACGAGGAAUGGUUCCGCUCCAAGUAUCACCCGGACGAGGUGGGCCGUCACAAGCAGGAGUCGCUGGCCGCUCUGCGCAAUCGGCUCAAUGCUUUCCUCUUUCUGGUGGACAACAGCUGGCUGACCGAGAUCCUGCUGGAUGUGGAGAAGGCGCCGUCCAUCAUCAAAGUGCUGGAUGCCGCUGUCAUAAAAAUGGAAGGAGGGACGGAUAUCGACUUGAAGAUAUUGGAUGAGGAGGAAGAGCAGGCCAAAAGGGAGGCGGCCAAGAAAGAGGCCGCCAAGAAGGAGGAGGGCCGAACCUCCGACGGGGCUGCCAAACCGGCUGAAGAGAAAGAGGCGUCUGCUAAGACUGACACCGAGAAGGAGGGAGAAGUGGAGGAAAAAACAGUCAAACCCGAGGAGGCAGAAGAGAAGAAGGUGGAGAAGGAGGAGCCGGAGCGGGAAACCAGAAAGUCGACCAAGAGAAAAAGGAAGCACAGUGGAGACAGUGAUGACGGCAGCGAUUCAGAAUCUGGAUCCGGUUCUGGAUCUGGAUCCGGUUCUGAACCGAGCAGCCCCAAACCAGAAAGGGGGAGAGAGAGGGAGAGCCCGGAAAGAGAGAGCCCGGAAAGGGAGACCCGUAAGAGCCGGGAAAAAGAGAGCCCAGAAAAGAAGAGCCGGGAAAGAGGGAGCCCGGAAAAAGAGACCCCGAAGAGCCCGGAAAGAGGGAGCCCGGAAAAAGAGACCCUGAAGAGCCGGAAAAAAGAGAGCCCGGAAAAGGAGACCAGGAAGAGCAGGGAAAAAGAGAGCCCGGAAAGGGAGACCAGGAAGAGCAGGGAAAAAGAGAGCCCGGAAAGGGAGACCAGGAAGAGCAGGGAAAAAGAGAGCCCGGAAAGGGAGACCAGGAAAAGUCGGGAAAGGGAGACCAGGAAGAGUCGGGAAAGGGAGACCCGGAAGAGCCGGGAAAGAGAGAGUCCAGAGAGCCAAGAAAGAGCGAGCCGGAAGAGCCGUGAAAAAGAGAGUCGCAAGAGCCGGGAAAGAGAAAGCCGGGAGAGUCGCAAAAGUCGUGAAAGAGAAAGCCGAGAGAGUCGGAAGAGUCGGGAAAGAGAGACUCGAGAGAGCCGGAAGAGUCGGGAAAGAGAGAGUCGGGAGAGGGAGACUCCGCGGGAGAAGGAGACUCCGCGGGAGAAGGAGAGUCAGGGCCAGAAUGGAAGAGAGGAUUCCCCUAAGAAGGAAGAAGAGGAGAAGCCGAAAGAAAAACCCAAGGAGGAGGUCGUGAAGCCCCGCCCCUUACACAAGACCUGCUCCCUCUUCAUGAGGAACGUGGCCCCCAACAUUUCCAAGGCCGAAAUCACAGCGCUGUGCAAAAGAUACCCAGGAUUCCUGCGGGUGGCGCUGUCUGACCCUCAGCCUGAGCGGAGGUUUCUCCGCAAGGGUUACGUGACGUUUGAUCGCGGGGUCAACAUUAAAGAGAUCUGCUGGAAUCUGCAGAAUAUUCGGCUGCGCGAUUGUGAGCUCAGCCCCGUGGUGAACCGAGAGCUGUCCUGGCGAAUCCGCCACGUGAACGGGAUCACGCAGCACCGGCCAAUCCUGCGCAACGACAUCAAGCUGGCCGCCAAACUCAUCCACGCCUUGGACGAGAGGGGACAGCUCUGGAAGGAGACACAGGACGGCCAGGUGAGUCCCCAGGAGGUGGCAGCCCAGAACCCCAUUCUGAAGAACAUCACAGACUACCUGAUAGAUGAGGUCAGCGCAGAAGAGGAGGACUUGCUGUGGGGAGGAGGGAGGACGGGUGGAGCCGAACCGCCGAAGGAAGGCAACCCGACCGAGAUCACAGUGGAGAGGGAUGACAAGCUGAUCAAGGUCCUGGACAAGCUGCUCCUCUACCUUCGUAUUGUACAUUCCGUAGAUUAUUAUAUUACCUGCGACUAUCCCAGCGAAGAUGAGAUGCCAACUCGUUGUGGAAUCAUGCACGUCCGAGGUCCCAUCCCCCCAAACCGCGUUUCCCACAGAGAAGUGGCUGACUGGCAGAAGACGUUCGAGGAGAAGCUCGCCCCUCUCUUUGCUGUCCGGGAGAGCCUGUCUGAGGAGGAGGCGCUGAAGAUCGGGAAGAAGGAUCCGGAGCAGGAAGUGGAGAAGUUUGUGACGGCGAACACCCAGGAGCUGGGCAAAGAGAAAUGGCUGUGUCCUCUGAGCGGCAAGAAAUUCAAGGGUCCCGAGUUUGUUCGGAAACACAUCUUCAACAAGCACGCCGAGAAGAUUGAAGAGGUCAAAAAGGAAGUGGUCUUCUUCAAUAAUUUCCUGAUUGAUACUAAACGCCCCGCACUCCCAGAGGUCAAACCUAUCCAACCACCAGUGGCUGCUGCACAAGGACUGGCACCCGGACUGCUUUACCCUCACCAGGGGCCCCAGGCCCUCCUGCAAUAUAAUCAGCCGCGGCCCCAAAUGAUGGGUUACGGAGCUCCUCAGUUCCCUCCCAAUCCUUAUGGUGCCGGGCGAGGAUAUGACGCCUUCAGGGGCCAAGGCGGCUACCCCAAACCACGCAACCGGAUGAUGCGCGGAGACCCACGUUCUAUCAUCGAGUACCGCGACCUUGACGCACCGGAAGACGUAGACUUCUUUUAACAUCUCCGCUUGUUUUAUUAAUUUUCGCUCUCAGUCGCUGCACUUUUCCCUCCCCCUCCCACUCACUGACGUUACUGCCUCCUCCUGUCAGUAUUUUUUUUUUUUUUUUU
Molecule: messenger RNA, 3415 nt
Organism: Rana temporaria (common frog)
Lineage: Eukaryota; Metazoa; Chordata; Amphibia; Anura; Ranidae
Gene: SRRT
Product: serrate, RNA effector molecule
Exons: 20
Coding region: 129-3305 (1058 amino acids)
Biological process (GO): primary miRNA processing; mRNA processing
Cellular component (GO): nuclear body
Molecular function (GO): nucleic acid binding
Source: RefSeq, a predicted model, not a curated record